AUGUAUUCGGGACCCCCCCAGAGCAAGCCUCCGAUGCUAGUCUUUCGUCGUUGGUUUGAAACCACUGAUCACUUCCAACUGAGGCCUAACUUCAGCAAAGAGAUUGUGCGAUUGGCUAGAAGUCGGCCUAGUUCGGAGUUCUUGGCCCAGAAAGGAGUGAAACAAAUGACAAUCCAGUUGCUGCCUUUCUUCCAACAUAUUAUCGCCAAAUGUGGAUUUGAAGGCGUCUUUGUUGCUAUGCAUUCAUGUCCACAAGAAGCAAUUCGAGGUGCCUGGCUCUCCACUAGCACCGAUCUGAACAAACAUCUAGUCGUAAACAGAAAAAGCAAAGGGGAUGAUCUAGUUUUCCAACAUUUCCUGGCUCAUAGCUUACAGAAUACGUCGGCGGCAAACGUCACAGGAGCUGGUGAUUCUCCCGUCAGAUCCCUUCUUGCCUCCUUGACCGGUCAGGAAGAUAAGAAUGUGUUUCAUGAUCCGGAAGCCAUGUGUGAAGCUAUGCAGUAUUUCUCUCCGCUAGCAUAG
Cantharellus anzutake is the source of this 522-nucleotide messenger RNA. RefSeq lists its product as uncharacterized. The transcript is spliced from 2 exons. NCBI's taxonomy places the organism in Eukaryota, Fungi, Basidiomycota, Agaricomycetes, Cantharellales, Hydnaceae. The record is from RefSeq and is a predicted model, not a curated record. Bases 1 to 522 code for a protein of 173 amino acids.